AACCCCAUUUUGUUGGAGGAUAAUUUGUCAGUCUAAACUCAAAAGUCGUCGAACUUUUUAUUCUUUUUCAAACUUAAGAGCUAACUUCAGUUGCAGCACAACUUUACCGUCGUUAAUGCUCAUGCUCUGCUUCAACAGAAAAAUUAAAUCUCCAUAAAGUAGGAAUCAGCAUUCUUUGAUCAAGGCAAGUAUGAUUAAUAUCUUAAUGCUUUAUCCUCUAUUGGAAGUACUUGCUCAUUAUGCCUUGAAAGCCGCCUCCGAAAAGGCAACCUUUGGAAGAAGAGAAAAGUAAUACCCAUCUCCUCCGUGAAAUUGAUCGAGUCACAACGUGGAAUUUAAGAAACUGAAGAAGAGAGAAGAGAACUGAACUUGGGAUGUCAUCUGACUCAUCUUCUGUGUGAUGUCUUUGGUUCAGAAAAAUGCAAAACUUGACCCGCAAGUCAAAUGGCUGUAAUAGGAAUAGGAUGGGUACUGAGGAGAGUUGUUGUUUGGUUGGGGCCCCAAAUGAUGAAAAAACAGAAACGGAAAAGAGCUUCAAACGAGUAAGCCCCAGGACAGGUGAGAGGAACAGGAGUUGGGCGACAUAAAAUUCUAUGGAGUCGGAGAGUGUAGAAAGAAAGAGAUGGGACAAGUGGUCCAACGCUUUUUGUAGGAAAACAAAACAUGAAAGGAUGUGAGACAAGUGGCUAAAUGGUUGUAGGCCGCAACAAUGUCGGGGUUGAGCAAGGCAAAUAGUGCCGCUAUUCAUAAACGUGAAAGAGUGAUAAGAGGAACUAAGAGAUGUGGCCCCUUUGGUUUCUAGACAACAAAAGGUGGUGGUGGUGGUGGUGUUUGGUAAGGCAAUGGGUGUUCAUCAGCAUUCAAAUUUGUGUUCCAUUUGCAAUUAUACUUGUGGGGAAGUAGCUCAACUUUAGGGAGGAGGAGCCCAAAGAAAAAGAAGUUCCAAUAUCAUAUAAAAUUUGACAAAGAUUUCAAGAGUAUGAGGACAAUUUUGUGCUCAAGAAAAUGCCAAAAACCAAUUAGCUAUUGUUUUUCUUUUCUUCUCGAAGUUAAAAGGGAGAUUUAAUCGAUAUUUCACCUACAAGUUAGGAGAAAAGGGGAGGAAUCUAAAUGUACCAAUCCAUGGCCAAGUGCAACUGUGAGGGUGGGGUAAUACUAAUGCUUUUCCGGUAGUACGUGGACCACCAAAGGUACGUGGUGGCAACCAAUCAAAGCCAUUUAUUGAGUCAGAAAAAUGAAAAACCUUUUUCAGACCUUUUCUGACACAACCCGUGUAGCUCAUUGGUUGAGAGUUGAGACCACCUAUCAUCUGUGGGGUGGUCCACUGAAAACGACCCAUGACAAACCUAUUGGUGGGCCUAGGGUAGGUCCCAACACGUGCCCCUAUCCCAUCCAUCGCUUGACUCUUUUGAUCCAUUCUCCGCCGUUGAUUCUCACAAUCCUUUAAACAAAUCCUAGGGUUUGAGGCUUGAUCCGUUUUCUUCUUUUGAUCCUCCCAUUUUAUUUAAUCUUGGUCCCUGGUUUUCUCUCUCUUUCUUUCCCUCUAUGGCAGUUCCAUGUAUAUUAGCCCUUAAAAUUCCUCUGACCCCUCUUCCUCUGUUUCAUCAAAACCAAAAACACGUAAUAAAGAGAAAAGAGGUCUUCAGUUUUCUCUAGAACCAAACAGUACUUUGGGUCUCUUUUUUGUGGAAUGGCGUCGUUGCAGGAACACGAGAUCGAUCAAGACGACGAAGUUGGAACCUCUGAUCUCAGCAGCAGUGCCGGAGAGCCUGAAGAGGAGAACAACGCCAACGAUAAUGGGAUGUCGAAGCCUUCGUCUUCCGAUCAAACGACGACGUUUCAGGCUUUGUCGAUGAAGGAAGAGCCGGUGGAUUCGGAACCAGAUGCGGAGCAGAAGCCACAGGCGCCAUCGAUUGGGGUGGUGCCGGUCAUGCAGAUGCAGAUGCCAAUGCCGAUUCCGAUGCCCAUGCCGGUAUCGUCGGGACGGCGUUCUUCUACAAAGGACCGCCACACCAAGGUGGAGGGUCGUGGUCGGAGAAUCCGGAUUCCGGCCACUUGUGCUGCCAGGAUCUUUCAGCUGACCCGGGAACUGGGUCACAAGUCUGAUGGUGAGACCGUGCGGUGGUUGCUCGAACACGCUGAGCAGGCUAUCAUCGAAGCUACAGGAACCGGCACUGUCCCUGCUAUUGCAGUUUCCGUCGGCGGAACCCUCAAGAUUCCUACUUCGUCGUCAUCGAACCCAGAAGGAGAGGCUCCAAAGAAAAGAAAGCGGCCGGCGAACAGUGAGUUUUAUGACGUAAACGAUGGUGUUUCAGUGUCGUCGGGUCUUGCCCCGGUCGGAGCCACCGCUGUGGCGGCAGCGGCCCCACAAGGACUCGUACCCAUAUGGGCCGUCGGAAACGCCGGAAUGAUGAUCCCACCCAACGCUGUCGCAGCUGGCACGUUCUGGAUGAUCCCACCGACCGCAACCCCCGUCGCGGGACCCCCAAACCAGCCACAACUCUGGACGAUUUCACCCUCAGUAAGCCCCGUUUUCAAUAUGUCUGCCCGACCCAUUUCUUCAUUCGUAUCAGCGACUCAGCCUGGAAUGAAUCAUCCGCCAGCUCUCGACGUCCGAGCUCCGCCGGUGCUCUGCAACAGUGCAACGACCUCAGCAACCACCAGCACCGCCGGAGCAAGAGCGGCGAAGAAGUCGACCAUGGCUCCGUGUGUAAGUUCAACAACAACUACAACGAAUACCAGUGCUACUAAACCCCAAAUGCUGAGAGACUUCUCUCUGGAAAUUUAUGAUAAAAAGGAGCUACAGUUCAUGGGUAGGUCCGGUAAUCAACAAACACAAUCUUCCAAGCCAUGAGGAGAAGACAGAGAAAAGGUUCCGAAGUGAAGGAGGGAAGCUGGGGUGAAGUAGAGAAUUCAUAAUUGAAGAAGAGAUAUGGGUUAUGACUUAUGAGGCCUUUUUCGGCUCGGGCAAGUACUGGAUAUUUUUUGAAAAGAAAACCAGAAAAAAGUGCUUUCUGGACAUUUUGGAAAGUUUUUGGUUAUUUGGGAAAAUUGGUGAGUACAAUGGGAGAAUUUUCCUAUCCAUAGGAAACUAUGGUGAGGGGCAACACCCCGGGUACAAGUACGUCAAAGCCAAAAGGUACCACCAGAUACAGCAGUUUGCCCUUUUGGGGUGAAAACUUUUUCCUAUUCGGGUGGAUUUUCUUGGAAAUUUAACCCAUUCAAACUCGGGUCACACCCAUAUGUGGAUUUGGGCUCUCAAGUAUUACCCCCACGUGACUUUGAGACUCCCACGUGUAAGUGGGCCGUAGUGGGCUGAGUUCGUUGUGGGGCGUGGGCCCAACUAUCAGAACAUAACCUACCCCAAGAAAUGCUCAAUGCCAAUCCCCAAUCCCGCAAUGCCACCCACGCGUUGUCACUUCAACGCCUCCUCUCCCUUGACUCCUUGAGGAGGCCGCAAAUGUGUUCCAGACUCUCUCCCAGCGCGUGGUGGGCGAGUGAAAUCAAAUGGUUGUCCAUCUAAUGUGGGCCUGGCCUAAGUUGGGAAGCUGUCAUGGGGUAGACAGGAUGUGGGCCCCAGUGGCCCCAACGGUUUCCCAUCUCUAUCUGGGUUGUGACUUGAGAAUAGGUGGGCCCGAUGUGCACUCAUUUUUUGUGGUCCAUUCUCUUAGGGGGUGGUUUGAUCGAGAAUGAAAGCAGCGAAGAUGGGGGCCCAGUACGUCACUAACCCAAUUUGAGCUGGUCCACAAUGUCCACCACCAUCCUUUGCCCUCAAUCUGAGGUGGGUGAAUCCUGACCGUAGGUUGACAGAUGUUAGGUAGUGAGAGUGACUGGGACGCUGAGUUGGUUUUAUUUAUUAAAUGGUGGGUGUAUAGCAUACCUUAUCAUGAUACAUUGAGAAACUAAAAGCCUUUAAAAUCUUAAACAUCUAUUCCGUAUUCAAUACAUGAAAUAACUUUUUGAAUUAA
Molecule: messenger RNA, 3968 nt
Organism: Vitis riparia (riverbank grape)
Lineage: Eukaryota; Viridiplantae; Streptophyta; Magnoliopsida; Vitales; Vitaceae
Product: transcription factor TCP9-like
Exons: 2
Coding region: 1691-2854 (387 amino acids)
Cellular component (GO): nucleus
Molecular function (GO): DNA-binding transcription factor activity; sequence-specific DNA binding
Source: RefSeq, a predicted model, not a curated record